UCGUCCAGCAGCAGCCAGAACGCCUCCAUCGCCGCCGCCCGCAGCCGCUUCCGCCCGGCGCGCCGGAACUGCCGUCACGGCCCGGGCCGUAACCAAGGGAACGCGCAAACAGGGCAGCGGCCGUGCGGCCUGCUCCCGGCCAGCCCUUUUCCGGGCCGGUGUGCGGGCCUUUGCCCUUGGCUGUCUCCUCAGCCCGGUGCUUGCAGGGGCAAGGCGGCAGGGAGGUCAGGUCUGAGCCUGAGGCACUGCUGUGCCGCUCGGGCGAGCUGUUAGCUCGGCCGCACAGGCCGCGUUACCUCAGCGAGGGCGUGGGACGGGGCGGUGGUUUAGCAGAGGCGCUCUGCGUCGCUUUGUAUUGAGGACAUGGUAACUGACUUUGAUGAAAUACAUGAUGAAUACUUAAUAUCCCUUCAGCAGAGAAACCGGCUACUGGAACGUUUGAAAAGAAAAGAUCCUAUACAACUCAAACUGGAGCAGUUAGAACAAGGGUUUUCUCUGUACCUGAAUGGAGCCAAUUCAGAGCUGAGGAAUUGCCGCAGAAAAAUCUGCUCUCGUGGCUGCCUUAAAAAAGAGAUAAAGCCCAGCAGGACAAAUGCAGCAGCCCAGCUAGAUGACAGCACACAGACUACACCAGGCAGAAUACAGCGCAGGGGUUGGCUGCAGGAAGCUGUGAAAAUUAAAACACAAAGAGGGGCUAAACUCUGCAUUAGACCUCCUGUUGAAUACUCUGAGGAUUUUGAACCUUAUGAAAGCCUGAGCCUGGAGACAGAUGAUGAUGAUGAUCCUCUCCAUCAUUCCCAGAAAUUGAGAAGAAGCUUGCAACCCAAUGUAGAAGAGGAAAAGAUGGAAGAAGACUCUUUUAGUGAUGAUGAUGACUCUGUUGAAGAGGAUGUGCUUUCAGAAUCAUCUUCUGCUGAAGAAACAAUUCCAAGCUUUGAAGACCUUCAGUUGCGUAGCAAGAGGUUCUUGCAGAAAGAAGCUUCUGAACACCAAGAUGGUGGCCUCGAUUCUGGUGCCCACAGUGUGCUGGAGUUCGGUCAGGAUCAAAGUAAGGUGAAGCCACUACGAGUCCUCUCUGCAAAAAGAAAAGAUAAUGCUGAAAUGUACAUUCCUGUCAGCCCAGCUGUGGGGAAAAACACCAUCACUCGACCACUCUCUGCUGAGUUCUUGCACCAGGAAAGACAUGAAAGAAUUUGUUCCAGCAAGAUCCAGAUACAUCCCAGGAAAGCAAUAAUGAGAACAGCUUGGAAAAGUCAAGGACCUUUAAGUCAACCAGAAAGACUGCUUUCAGCAACAAGAAAGAAUGUAUGUGAGAGGGAUCCUGACCUCUCUGUUUCAGCCGUGGUUAAAGCAAUGCAAAUGGACAAUGAAGUCUUGCAGAGACAACUGCAAAAGCAGACAGUUUCCACUAGCCCCCAAAAGAGACAAUUUUCUCUGUCAUCCAUGGUUUCUGCAAUGGCUGAACCUCCAGAGCACAGCCAGACAAGGACUGCAGUCACUAAAGCUGCUGAGGGGUUGUGUCCUUUUGGAAGCAGACAAGAGAAUGAACUUCUGAAAGGCCUUCUGAAGCCUGGGAGCCAUUCUGCCUGUGUUGGUGACACCUCCCUGUCUGACAAAUUGGAAGCAGGUUCCAUGCAGAGAGAGAUGACAAGCAGGAUGGAAGUACCUGAUGCCAUUUAUGUGACCAUGGAACUUCUUUCUAACUGGGGAAAUCCAGUGAAUGUGGGCCUGAGACAGGUGGAAUUCUUUGAUUUGUACAACAAAAAGAUAUUUGUGUCUCCUCAUGAUGUGGACAUUCGGAACGCUGAUAACCGAGGAGAUUUGUGCUGCCUGGUCAAUAAGACCUUAAAUAUCACGGAGGAAAGCUGCCUUUGGGUGUGCCCUUUCCAUCCGCCCCUCCAACUUUACUUUGUUAUCCGCAAUCCCACCCGCUCACGUGACUUUGGUAUAUCCAAGAUCAAGAUUUGGAAUUACAACACAACAGCUCCCAGUGACCUUGAUGUUGGAGCAAAGGAGGUGAAGAUAUAUGUUGAGAAGAACCUUGUUUUUGAUGGUGAAUUAGAGAGAGCCUCUGGAGAUCUUCUCACUGACCACAGCACUACAAUUGACCUUAGGGAUCACAAGCAAGAUACCACUACGUGUUCUUCAAAUGAAAGGAAAGAAGUAAAUGCUCCUGCAGUCACAGAGAAGGGAACAGACCCACAUGUUCAGUGCUUGCACUCAAACAGUGCUUCACUCAGCUGGAAAUCUCUGCCAGAAGAAAAUCUUGAGCAGCAGAUGAACUCAAACAGCUCUAUAAAAAAAAGAUUGGCUGAGUUAGAGGAUGAUCUAAAAGCAUUCCCACCUCAGGCUUGUAGAAGAGAUGCCAAAGAGAACACAACAGUAGUAGCAGUUGCAGAGCAUGUUCAAGCUGAUGAUGAACUUUCUUUGAGUGAGCAAAUGGAGAAGGUAACAGGAAGAAAAUUGUCUCAUUCUGCAGGGGCAAUUCCUUCUUGGCUACAGUCUUCUUCCCAAGUAACAGAGAGUCCUCAAGUUCCUUCCAGCAAGCAGAAGCCCCCCUGGCUUGCCACAGACCCAUGUGCAGGCUUCAGAUAUCAAACACAGUCAGAGGGGAGCAUGAAAAACUUUAAAGAUCUGACUAAUGAAGAUGUCAAACUGCAGAGAAAUGAACUGGGGAGAUCCAGUAGCAGAAAUGGAAAUGGAGAUGAGAGAUUACAAAUGCUCACCAGAAAGGAUGCGGAUGUGGGCUUGGACAUUUCAGAGCAACUUUCUAACAAAAACUGCUGCAGCUCACAGUACCCCCCAAGUGGAAGGAGAAGUGCCAGAUGUAUGAAAAGGGCUGGGUUAAACACUGUAAAUCUUGGAGAAGAUGAUUCUGCUCUCAAAGAGGAAGACUUCACUAUCAAGGACAUGGCAGCCUUUAGAGCCAAGUGGCACAGUGAACAUGAACACACCCUGCAGGAGUCCUGGAACUCCUUAGUGAAGUUUAAUUAUUCCCAUCGCGGCCGAAUCUCCAACAUGGAUUUUCAAGGGGAUAUCUUUGAUGAGUUUCUUCACCAGCAGAAAAUAAACAGGCCUGGAGACUAUCAGCAAAUGAGAAAAGAGGGCCUACAGACACUGCCCAAAAGGCAAGAAGAACGUUCUUGGGACAUACAUGAUGGAAAUGACUUCAAAAUUCCUGUGUUACCUUGUGGGCAGCACUUGGUGAUAGACAUUCAAACGACGUGGGGAGACAGACACUAUGUUGGUCUGAACGGGAUUGAAAUUUUCAGUUCCAAGGGAGAGCCUGUUCAGAUUGCCAAAAUAACAGCUGAACCACCUGAUAUAAAUAUUUUGCCAGCUUAUGGCAACGAUCCCAGAAUAAUAACCAACCUCAUUGAUGGGGUACAUCGGACUCAGGAUGAUAUGCAUCUUUGGCUAGCACCGUUUACUCCUGGAAAACCUCACUUUAUCUUUAUUGACUUUGUGAAUUCCUGUCAAGUAGCUAUGAUUAGAAUUUGGAAUUAUAAUAAAUCUCGCAUACACUCAUUCCGAGGGGUGAAAGACAUAAUAAUGCUGCUGGAUGAACAAUGCAUCUUCAAAGGAGAAAUUGCCAAAGCUUCGGGAACCUUGUCUGGAGCUCCAGAGCACUUUGGGGAUACUAUAUUGUUCACAACCGAUGAUGACAUUCUGGAAGCUAUCUACUGCUAUGAUCAGACAUGUGAUGGGGAAAUGGAAAAUGCCAGCUCAUUGAGAUAUGAGGAAGAGCUGAAGAGGCCAACAACUGCUGACAGGGAGGGAGAUGAAAGACCUUUUACACAAGCAGGGUUAAGAACAGAGAAUCGACAGGUUCAAGAGCCAGACCCUCUCUCUGAAUGCAUACCCAAGGAAUCAGGAGUAUUUACUGGCAAAUGUCUGCAGCUGAAUUUUACCAUGACCUGGGGAGACUCUCACUACCUUGGCCUGACAGGACUUGAAGUGAUAGGGAAGAAUGGUCAGACGUUAAAAAUAACUAUGGAACAGAUUUCUGCUUCACCCCAAGACUUAAAUGAUCUCCUAGAAUGUACAGGAGAUUCCAGAACACUGGAGAAGUUAAUAGAUGGGACUAAUAUCACAGUGGAGGAUGACCAUAUGUGGCUCAUUCCCUUCUCUUUUGGAGAAGAUCAUCUGCUCACCAUCCAUUUUGAUAAAAUGGAAAGCAUUGCAGGGCUUCGCUUUUGGAACUAUAAUAAAUCUCCUGAGGAUACCUAUAGAGGGGCUAAGGUAGUCCAUGUGUUGCUGGAUGGUCACAGCAUCUCCCCAGCAGAAGGCUUUCUUAUCCGCAAGGGACCAGGCAACUGCCAUUUUGACUUUGCUCAGGAAAUUCUCUUUGUUGACUACCUGCAGCCCCAGCUGAUUAAUAAAGUACAAAGGAGACCUGGGGCAAAGAGAAUGGAACAAGCCAGUAUGGACUACGAAGCACCUUUAAUGCCAUGUGGUUUUGUUUUCCAGUUUCAGCUUCUGACAAGUUGGGGUGAUCCAUACUACAUUGGUUUGAAUGGACUUCAGUUGUUCAAUGAACAUGGAGACCAAAUCCUACUCACUGAAAGCAAUAUUGCUGCUUUUCCAGAUAGUGUCAACGUUUUAGAUGAUGUAUCUGGAGAUGUCCGAACUCCGGACAAACUGAUUGACAGAGUGAAUGACACAACUGAUGGCAGACAUAUGUGGCUUGCACCAAUUCUUCCUGGUUUGGUGAAUAGGGUUUAUGUCAUAUUCGAUGUACCUACUACUGUGUCAAUGAUCAAGUUGUGGAAUUAUGCCAAAACGCCUCAGAGAGGUGUGAAAGAAUUUGGUCUCCUAGUGGAUGACUUGCUUGUCUACAAUGGGAUCCUGGAUAUGGUGAACCACCUAGUGUCAGGCAUCCUACCAACCUGUGACCCAGUGGUCCCGUACCAUACCAUUCUCUUUACAGAUGAUGAGAAGAUUUGCCAUCAGGAGAAGAGAACUGUUAUUAGCAAUCAUGUGGGAGAUCAGGAUGUACGAAUGAUGAACGAGAAUGAGGUUGUCACAAACAGCAAAAAGAAGCAGGUUGCGGCUGAUCCAGCUUUACGUCCAAAAACCUGCAUAUCUGAGAAGGGGCUGCAGAGGAGGAAGAGAUAACAAGGGGCUGUGGCUGGAAGGUCCUGAAUGCAUCCAGCUCUAAUUAACUGCACUUCAGAUCUCCAAGAUAUUCAUCAUCCAAACAGAAGAUUUUUUGUGUCUGCUGCUGAACCACUCCUAUCUUAAGAGAGGAAGUCUUAUUUGCUACAGUAAUGUAGUUCAAAGCACAAAUUGAGCUGACUGGGUUUUUCUUAGUUGUUAUUAUUGAUCUGAUUUCCCUUGCACCUUAACUGAAAAUCCAGGGAGGAAGCAACCUGAAGGGCUGAGAACUGUGUUCCUAACUGACAGCUGUUCCUGCCAAGCACCAAGAGCUUGGAUGAAGCAGGAGGGUUAGAACAAGAGAUUUUUCAGGAUAUUCCUUAAGCUUUUAUUUUAAACCCUUAGCUGGAUGAUCACAAAGCUCCUCACCAGAAGAAAGGGUCUGCUUUGUUGGUGAUGCCUGUGAAUACUUCUCUGGGAAAUGCAUUUAGAGAAAAUGUUCUUUCCCUCUGUAUGUUUCGGUGCUCUCUCAGGGGCUGCCGCUGCUGCUGGUAUUUGGAGAGACUCCCCUGGGUGUGCAGAAGACUAAUGAAUGAUAUGAGGAGAUCAGCGAGUGGUUUAGUAAGUAGGUUUCAGCUGUUGUUUUUUCAUCUUCUGCAGUGAAAGAAUUAUUCCUUUCAUUGUUUCACUACCUUGAAAAAAGCAAAGUAGAUGUUUUGCUUGAAGUGCCAUUGCCAGGUGCUCUACACCUUCUCCAGGGUCCUCCUGCUACGGUGCAGUGCUUUUUUUUUCUCCUCUUUUGCCUGAAUUUGGUUAUAUGAACAAGGAGGCCAUACCUCUGUGUUCCGCCAACAGGCUCUGCUGCCAGCAACAAAGAUCGGCACUUCUGGGAAAGACUAAAUGCAUCUCAAGUAGUAGAAAGUAAGGAGAGCUCUGCACUUUUAAACACAAAAUACACUGUGUCUGAAGCAGUUUCAGCAGAAACUCUAACCAAAUAAUUCUGCUGCAGGAUUUGUAGCUAUGCAGAUGUGCUUUUCACUCCAGAUCUGUCAGUUGUGACCACCUGCAAAUCUCUUCAUAGAAGACUCUUCCUCUCUCACCUAGAACUCACUUAUUGUUUCCAAGGAGUACUAGACACUCUGAAGUCACUUGAUGAUUUUAGACAGGAAACAAAGAUGCACUACUGAAGCUCCUGGUACAGGAUCAAGCUGUGCUGGUCGUCUUUUUGCGCAAACCAGGAGGAUAGUAUCUUGUGUGUUUGCUUAUCAGAACCAUGCUUCCUAACUCUUGUUGGCUAAGCUGAAAAGACACAUGCUAGCAAUGCAUCACCCACGUUCCUGUGUUGUUGGAACAACAAAAUGCAUUUUGUACUAAAUACAAACCACUUCUAAAUGUG
Messenger RNA from Pogoniulus pusillus (Red-fronted tinkerbird), 6493 nucleotides. RefSeq names its product katanin interacting protein (gene KATNIP). NCBI's taxonomy places the organism in Eukaryota, Metazoa, Chordata, Aves, Piciformes, Lybiidae. The transcript has 27 exons. Bases 364 to 5118 code for a protein of 1584 amino acids. The record is from RefSeq and is a predicted model, not a curated record.